This is a messenger RNA of Aspergillus mulundensis, 3216 nucleotides long. RefSeq names its product tetratricopeptide repeat protein. The record is from RefSeq and is a predicted model, not a curated record. The transcript has 5 exons. Gene Ontology annotation, molecular function: protein binding. Lineage: Eukaryota; Fungi; Ascomycota; Eurotiomycetes; Eurotiales; Aspergillaceae. The coding region runs from base 1 to 3216 and encodes 1071 amino acids. Gene Ontology annotation, cellular component: transcription factor TFIIIC complex. Gene Ontology annotation, biological process: transcription by RNA polymerase III.
AUGGACUACUUCGGCGAGGAUGACCCCAACCACAGCCCCCAUCCAGGGGAGACUGCCUAUCCUGACAUCGAGAUUGCCUAUCCUGACAUUGAUGAAACCGUACAAUAUCCGUGGCAAGGGACUCAGCAGCUCACGUCAGCUGAGGCCUCUGUCAUAGACCCGCGUCUGUACAAAGGACUUUUCUCAGAGAAUGCGUCCCAAGAGCCUGCGCAGUCAGCAGUAGAGGAUGAGCUAUCUGCGCCAGAAGUCGAAGAGGAACAAGUCUACGUUCAGGACGACUCCGCUGAAGACUCCACAUUCGAAGCAUCGUCCGACGAGGAAUCAUCGGAGGACCUUUCAGAUGAUGGUGCUCAAGGCUCUGAUGGAGAAGGGGGCUUUCGCAGGCGCCGUCGACGCACGGGUCCUUUUUCUGGUCGAUAUGGCGCCCGCGGUGGUAAGGGAAUCAAGAGAGGUCCCCGUAAACCGGUAGAGCCCAGCCCGGAGUUCAAGAUGCUGCACUCGGAGGCAACAUCUGCUUUUAUUGAUGGAGACUAUGACCGCGCCAUCGACCUUGUUAGGCGUGCUAUUCAGGUUAACCCUGAGAUGUUUGCCGCUCACUCCUUGCUCUCGGAGAUUUUCCUCGCUCAGGGCGAGAAAGAAAAGGCCGUGACCGCAUUGUUCAGUGGUGCCCACACCCGUCCAAGAGAUCCAACGGUUUGGUUGAAGGUUGCGAGAAUGAUAAUGGAACAGGCAGGUGAUGACAGAGAGGAUGCACUGAACGACAUUCUCUACUGCUACAGUCGUGUGCUGAACAUCGACCCACAAAACCACAACACCCGCUUCCAGAGGGCUGCUCUUUAUCGAGGUCUGGGACAGAACGGUCGAGCAGUGACUGAAUAUGAGAGGAUUCUUUCAGACCUUCCUCACGACGUAAGAGCACUUCGGCUUCUUACAGAUACCUACUCUGAACAGAAUGAAUAUCAAAAAGCGCUUGAUUAUUGGUCAGAAAGUAUACAGCACUAUACGAUGCAGGAACCCGAUGAAACUCCAGAGUUCACGUGGUCUGACGCCAACAUCUAUAUUGAGCUGUAUACCUACUUGGGACGACAUGCAGAAGGGCUCAAGGCUGCAAAAGCGGUCUCCCGCUGGCUUUUGGGGCGCAAAGACGACACCAUGUGGAACGAUUUUGACGAGGAUGAUCGCGAAUGGGAUCACGCUGACUUUCCUCGAAGGAUCAAAGCAGCUGGGUAUGUUCCAAAGAAGUGGCCGCUGGCUACGUAUGGCCCAGGUCUACCACUUGAAUUUCGCAUAAAAUUCGGUCUUUUCCGCUUGAAACUACCAGACCGACACGUCGAUGAAGCUCUUCAUCACUUCAAAUGGUUGAAACCGGAAGAUACUUCAGAGACCUCAUUAGUUCACGAUUACGGUGACCUCUUUCGCGAAGCAGCCGAUGCGCUGAAGGAGGCCGAGUUGUUCGAGGACGCCCUCCGGUUCUAUAAGCCCAUUCAACAAACCGAAUACGCGGAUGUCAAUUUCUUCAUGGCCUUGGGAGAUUGUUACAGAUUUCUCCUCGAACUUGAAGACGCAGAGAAUUGCUAUCUAACCGUUUCAGAGCAUGACUCGAGUCAUAUGGAAUCUCGAGUGCGACUUGCCAAGCUGUACGAUGGCAUCGGAAUGAGGGAACAGGCGCUCAAAUAUGUCAACGAGGCCGUUCUCUUGGGAAGGCAGGAAACGAGAAGUAAUCGCCGACGAAAGGAUACUCGGCUUGAGGAGCUCGCAAGGGAGUUCAGGGCGGUGGACCUUGCAGAUGAGUCUGAAGAACAGCCUCCCGGUGACAUGGCCAGAACCGAGAACGUUCAGUUUCUGUAUACAAAACUGAUGCAGUUGGAGGCGAAACUUCAGGCGAGGGAUGCUGAUGCCACUGAAGACUGGCUUGAUAUCGCCGAUGCUCUACUGCGUGAGUUCCGUUCCAAUAGGAUCUUCUAUCCGAUGCAGCGCAACAUGGUCUUCCUUGGAUAUAAUAGCAAGGGGGACAGUAAUUCCCUCAUGGAUGAAUUGCAAGAGAUGGCGAAUCGACUUCAAGAGGCAUUGGCACCCAACGAAGAACCUUCGCAGUCUAAAAUCCCCAAAGACUACCAUGGCAUCAGCUUCGACGCAUGGCUGGACCUCUUUCUACAAUACGCCCUGACGGUUGCAGGUCAGAAUGAGCCAGCCGAGACGUAUGACACUCUCGGAGCUGCUGCUGACGCCAGUGUCUGGUAUCAUUCAAAGACCAGCACGCGGCUGAUCCACGUUUGUUGGUUCACCUGUGCACUCCGACUUCAGGACGAGGAAACCCUCACCAACGAAGCACGUUGGUUCAUCAAGGAGUACCAGUUCGUCACAGACACCUAUCGUCUAUUCUCCAUGCUCAGCUGCCUCGUCGGCGAUCCUCGCCGCUCCCUCUUCCACUCAUCUCCCAUGAUGAAAUUCAUGCUGCGCCAGAUAAAAGCCAUCGACUUUACUCUCCCCGACCACAUCGCCGGCACUCGCCAUACUAAGGCCAUUCGAGAGUCAAUCUUUAAAGAACGAGCAGCACUUUCAACAAAAGACGAUCAGGGAAACCCCAUCCCGGCGGAGGAAUUGGACGUAGCCCUGCUCGUCCUCUACGGCCACAUCCUCUACUCCGGAAACAGCUUCUAUCCAGCCCUCAACUACUUCUUCCGCGCGUACGCACUUGACGACAAAAACCCGGCUGUUCUGCUUUCAAUAGGCCUGUGCUACAUCCACCAUUCCAUGAAGCGCCAGUCCGAGAACCGCCACUUCCAUGUCAUGCAAGGCCUCUCUUUCAUGAACGAGUACAAACGUCUCCGCGAACGCAAGGGUACACCCCUCAUCCAAAGGCAGGAGAUGGAGUUCAACUUCGCCCGCGUCUGGCAUACGCUCGGUCUCGCACAUCUUGCAGUCGAAGGAUACCUACGUGCUCUUGAUCUUGGCAAGGAAAUACAAGCGCAAGCCCAAUCCAGCCAUCAGUCGCACACUGCAAAUGGAGCGCAAUCAAGCGACAACGACAACGACGUCCCAAUGCCCGACGUGGAUGCUGCUAUCGAUCCGGCUACCCUCGGCACAAAGGCGACACCGCAACCUGUCGUAGAGAACUUCUCGCGCGAAGCUGCAGUUGCCCUGCAGAACCUGUACGCUCUCAAUGGCGACUUCCAGUCCGCUCAGGCUGUCACGGAGGCUUGGCUUGUGAUCUGA